Anopheles nili is the source of this 3714-nucleotide messenger RNA. Its product is annotated as sphingosine kinase 1-like. The annotation marks the transcript as partial. The record is from RefSeq and is a predicted model, not a curated record. The transcript has 3 exons. Gene Ontology annotation, biological process: sphingosine biosynthetic process. NCBI's taxonomy places the organism in Eukaryota, Metazoa, Arthropoda, Insecta, Diptera, Culicidae. Gene Ontology annotation, cellular component: membrane; intracellular membrane-bounded organelle; cytoplasm.
GUCUACAUGACGGAGAUAUUCUUCAUCAGCUCGAAGAAAAACACCGUCUUUGAGGUGCGACUCACCGACAAGGGACUCUGUCUGAAGAAGCAAUCGAACGGGUCGACCAAGGAGCAAACGAUCCCGCUGAAGGACAUCAUCGGGUGUCGGUGUUUGCGCAGCAAACGCCGAUCACGUGGCAGCUCGUCGUGCACGUGCGCCUCCAUCUCGAGCUCCAACCAGCUAAAGGUGGUGGAGGAAAACUCAGACGAGCAGGACGAAACGGACGUCAGUGCCUAUCUGUACAUUUACGCGUACAUCCUGAAGCGCAAUCGGCGUGGUGGAUUCCGCGAUCGUACCACCAUCACGCUGCGUUUCCGGUCGUUUGAUCGGUACGAGGAUAACAAUCGGGAAGCGCAAAGAUGGCGCUCUGCCGUUAAGCAUCUGAUCGCGGGUGAACCGGUACAGAAACUGCCCUACCAACCACGAGACGCCCGCCGGAUGCUGAUCAUCCUCAACCCAAAGUCGGGCUCGGGAAAAGCGCGCGAAAUGUUCCACCAGCGCGUGGCACCGGUUUUCACCGAAGCCGAGAUCCCGUACGAUCUGCACAUCACGAAGAAAAGUGACUGGGCACGGGAGUUUGUGCGUGUGCGUGACGUUUACCUGUGGCGGGGGAUCGUCGUGAUCGGUGGCGAUGGUAUCUUCUUUGAGGUCCUGAAUGGGUUGUUCGAACGCGAGGAUUGGCAGACGGCGAUCGACGAGCUGCCCAUCGGUAUCGUCCCGUGUGGUUCCGGCAACGGUCUGGCAAAAACCGUGUCCUUUCUCUACGAAGAGCCUUUCGAAACGAAGCCCGUGCUGGCGUCAGCUUUAAUGGUAGUUAAGGGAAGACAUUCCAUGUUAGACGUAGUGAGAGUCGAAACGCGUUCAAAUAUCAUGUUCUCCUUCCUCUCGGUCGGUUGGGGUCUCAUUUCGGACAUCGACAUCGAGAGCGAACGGUUGCGUGCCAUCGGUGGCCAACGGUUCACCGUUUGGUCCGUCCAUCGGUUAAUCAGCCUGCGCACGUACCAAGGCAAAGUGUCUUACCUACCGGCCUUAGUUAGUCAAACCAAUGGCGGUGGAGGUGGCACGAUGUCCAACCCGUCUGGAGGCGGUGUUGGGACACUUAAGCACAGCGUUAGCUACAAUACUACGCUCAACUGUCGCGAUUGCCGGGGGUUAUCCGGCCACGACGGUACUAUCGGAAGCUGCGACGCCUGUGAUACUAACUUUAGUGACGUGCUGUCCCUGGAGACCGGCACCAACUUGGAUUCGUUCCGGCCUCGCAUCGACAGUUGGUAUUCGGCCACCUCACGCAAAAGCACCUACUUCUCGACGGUCGACAGUGUGUACGAGAGCGACAAGGCUUCCAAUGACGAUCCGUUACAGAAUGGUGGACCCAACGGUGGCGUGGCAACGGUUGUGCAGAUGUAUGGACCACCUUCGCGGCUCCCGGCGCUAACCGCAUCCGUCCCGGACAGCUGGCAGAGCAUAGUGGGAGAGUUCGUGAUGGUCCACGCCGCUUACCAGUCGCACCUCAGCACUGAGUGUUAUUUUGCACCCGAGUCACGCCUUAACGAUGGCAUCAUUUGGCUGGUGAUCAUCCGUGGGGGAGUCUCGCGAGCUCAACUGCUAUCGUUCCUGCUGGGUUUGAGCAGCGGAACGCACAUUCCGAUGCAGGCGAACGAACACAUCCAGAUGGUGCCCGUUACGGCGUUCCGGAUUGAACCGGCGGGCACGAACGGUCAUAUGACUGUGGACGGUGAGAAAGUCGAGUGCGGACCGAUUCAGGGGGAAAUAUUUCCUAGCUUAGCGAAGGUGAUGGUCCCGAAGUAAGGCGCACCAGUUCGUUUGUGGUAUCAACAAUUUGUUUUAAUGUACUUUUGUUCGUUUGAAAUGUAUGUUAAUUUUUCUACCUGUUGUGUAAGGAUACUGUUACCCUAGGUUGAAGAGAAGCCUACUUACAAGUCACUCCAAAAAGUCAGCCAGCUCCUGAAGCCAGCGUCUGUUAGGCUGAUCGAUAUCUUAGUUAAGGCAGCAUGCAGAAGAAGCCAUACGUACUAAUUUAACGCAAUUGUUACCCAUCCGCUGGUGCACUUGUAAAAAAAGGUCGCUACGUUAUGCUCGAACGUAUUGACACCAACCAUUCCACAGCAAUUCAGCAACCGGAAAACUAAAGUCGUGCCAAACUUGGUUACGUGUGCGUGUGUCGCAUCAAUUGCAGUUCACAACUCCCCGUCGGACGCCAGGAGUCGGGAAUAUUAUAGCCAAUUUGGGGUGAAAUCUUAGCGCGUCUGUCAUGGCGCACCGCGGCGAAAUAGUUUCAUUUAUCCUGUGAAGCGAUCAAUUAGAAAUUCAACCCAUAUCAGCAUCAGCUAGCGAAAUGCGAUAAGCACAUAAAGUGAUAAGGAGUUGAACGCAUACCGAACGAUAAGCAAUGAACCAAUUCUUAGACGCUAGGGCUUAGUGGUAGGUACUGAUCGAGUGGUUAUUGAUAGCCGCGGUUCCAGAGAGCAAUUCAUUGCACUGCAAGAAACUCCUUGUUCCAACCACCAAGAUGUAGUUGCAGGGGACGAUCAGAAAGGAAACCAAAACUAGAGUGAAACUGCUAUUGAUAGAAAUGCAUUUUAAGCGUACACUUACAACCAAUAUCGUCACGUCAUAUAUAUACAUAUUCCAGUCAGUGUAAAAUGAUGGUGGUUUACAAUAAGCCGUACUUGAAUAACAUUCGCCUCCAUAGCGCAUAAAUGAAAAGCAAUUUAUUAGACUACGGGAGAGAGGUAAAAAUAUGAUAACAUUUACUAUUCUAGCGUUAGUUAUAAUGCAUCCCCUCGAGUAUCAUAUUGUAAGAGUAAAAUAGAAAGAAUGUAAGCGGUUCCCGAUGGAUUGAAACAAAGUCGUCACCUUAAGGUUCAUUGUCAGCAGCAAAUUGCAUGUUCCUAGCAAUGACAAAACUAGAAAAGGGAAGAAAUGGUUGUGCCGUAUAGACAUUUACAGAUGUUUGGGUAAGGCUUCGUGUCGUUAUGCCCGUUGCCAAUCGAUUAUCCUGUGGUGCGAGUGUAAAUAUUUCCAAUCCGUAUUACAUUAUCCAACUGGCGUUGCCGAAAAGCAAAUACUAGCAGUAGUGAACGUUAGUUUGUACUGUAAUCUUAAUACCUCUAAUAUCAAAGAUAUCAUGAAAAUGUAGGUUAGAUAGUUACUUUUUUUUCUAUUAUCUGUUUGUAUUCUUCCCUUUUUCUUUGAAUAGUCUAGUCGCGCAGGUCUCAAGCGGUAAUCGCACGCUUGAGGAUGUAGAUUUCGUAAUACGCACACCAACAGUAACAGCAAUCCUUUUUGGAGCUUAUAUUAUGUAUUAUGAUGAUGGUACCACAUUUACGUACUUCUUGUUCACGUGCAAAUCACCUAACCGUCCAUGGAGCAAACCGAUGAGCAAGCCUCAUCACACAAAUUAGUGAAAGUAAAACAAAAAGAGUAAAUAUGACUGUGAUUCGUUACGAUCAAUAACAGUUGCGUUGCGCCACGUGUCGAUUGCAGAUUCUUUAAACGUUGUUUUUGUUGGAUGAUUCUUUUUUCUGUUUGGGGCAAGAAUUCCAAGGGCACUACCCAGCGAUAAAUGUUGCGUUUUGUUGCAUGCUUCGUUAUAACGAUUACAAAAAUGAGGGAAAGGACGAUUUAAUAACAUUCAAAUAAAUAGCUAAU